GGCCUUGCGACAGCUGUAGAUAUCUCAACGGGCAUUUCAAAUCACCAGUGUAACAUGCCAUUCAACGAAACCAGGGCACGCAGCGUGUACCCUGCGACGGCUCGCCCCUUACCGCAGUGAAGCAACCCCGAUUCUGUCGGCCUUGGGGGCUGAUCAUCGUCCAUGGUAUCCGCCACAGGCACAAUGCUGGUCCCCAAGUUUAAAAUCCAGCAUUUUGUUGCAGGUGCGAUUGCAGAAUUUACGCCGAUACCAGGCAUUUUGCUUCGCUUCGCAAUCCUAAUUCCUCUUGGUCUUUGCCAGUCAGUUGCAAAGACGCACUGGAAGGCUAUAGGAAGCUACCCCAAGCUACGAGAUGCCUACAGUCUGCAAAUCCGAGCAGGCGAGCACAUGGCCUUCAAAUGGAGUCAGGUUAACUUCUGUUACCACCUGGCAGCCCUGAUACCGUCUACCUUCCUUCUUUCGCCCGUCAAUAUUAUUUUCGCUAUACCCGAUGUUGUCCUUCUUACCUAUCUCAGCCUCGCGAUCACAUCUCAAGAAAGUUACUCGCCAAAGAACAUGGACUGCCAGGACCCAACUUCACUAUCCAAUCCGGUCUUCCUGCAGGCCGCCGCAAGCCUUGGUCUCUUGAUGGACGUAGAGCGCGCCUGCGAGGAGUUCAAACAGCAGCGAAACUUUGCAGUCGUCACCUGCGCUCUUGUCGCCUCCAUGGUCUUCUUCAACAUUUGCAACUGCUUCUUCGCUUGCGUACGCCUAGGGAAAGAAGUCAACUCGUCGAAAAUAUCUCACUCGCAGCUGCCCAUCUGGAAACAGCUACUGCCGACAUUGAUGUUACCUUUUCGGGAAUUCAUGGUGCUAUGCUUUUGGAUCCUGCUCUAUGUUCCCUGUCUCACGUUUCGCCGGUUCCCAGCGUCUGUCCAGUCACGGGUCUUGUUUGCAAUGCGAUGCAGAGUGAAGUCGUUUCAGGGAAGGUUUCAACAGAGAAAACCUGCUCAGUGCGCGCAGACUGAUCACAACGGUGCAUGGAUGACCGCACUACAAGGAAAAAACACAGACGCUCCACUCGCCGAGUUCCUAUGCGUCUACGAUGUCCUGGUCAUGGUGACGACCCACCUCCACUACGUCGACAUCACCAACCUCAGCCUUGUCUCCCGACGCAUCCACAAAACCCUGCUCCCCGCAAAGGACGCACCCAGCAAUUUCCUCAGGACGUACUCGUGCAAUCCAGGCUUCAAAGCGCGCUGCUAUGUCUGCCCGAACCAGAUCUGCAACGGGUGCCUUUUCCGACGCGAGGUCAAGAAAGCACAACUCUUCUACGAUCACUUAUUCCAUUGCCUCCCUCACUGCUCAAAAUGCUAUCUCAGAACCCUUCGCGAGCCGCGGGUGGAUGUGCAUGGGCCUGCGCAGAUUGAUACAAGGCAAUGUGCGUGUCGGCAUCCCACUGCGAGCACUGUACCGCAAUUCCUCCAGCGAUUGUUUCACAGUAGCGGAAAUGAUGCUCACGGUAUUUUGGAAGAAGGCAGGACUCGAGGUGGACCACUCCUUGUCUGUCGCACCUGCAAUCAGCUCUCCGAUGCGGAGCUGGCAGCGAUUGGGACGAGGCGGCUAAAGGGCGAGAUGCGGAGUCGCGUCUUGACUCGCUCUGAUUUGAAGGGCGUUGCGGACUCGAAGUGCUGUUCUGGGUGUCGGAAGGUCCUUAGGAAGGGCGCGAGGUGGUGGAUUUGCGAGUCGUGCAACAAGGAGUGUAGGAGUCGGUUGCACAGGCUUUAGAAGACGUACACCCCUUACGUCAAUCCUACAACGGCAGAGGUAUGUGCAGGGACCAUGGCACCGGAAGCAUCCAUGAUGGUGCCAGGUCUCUAUUCGGUCCAACUCGACAUUGCGGCCGUGCUAUUGCCAGCACUGCACGGCAGACUCCACCUUGAAAAC
Paraphaeosphaeria sporulosa is the source of this 1926-nucleotide messenger RNA. RefSeq lists its product as uncharacterized. The transcript has 3 exons. The coding region runs from base 163 to 1767 and encodes 534 amino acids. Lineage: Eukaryota; Fungi; Ascomycota; Dothideomycetes; Pleosporales; Didymosphaeriaceae. The record is from RefSeq and is a predicted model, not a curated record.